GCGUCUGUUAUUGUCCCCGCUGCGCGGUUUGCGGAGCGGCUGGAGAGGCGUGCGGGCUCCAUCAUCUCCGUGUACCCCGACUCGUGGGCGUGGGACGUGGGUGAACAACGGGCUCCCUUCCUCCCGCGGGGCUCCGAGCAGCGGCCGCUGUCCCGCGCGCUUGCCGAGCGGCUGCCAGCCGGGGGCCGAUCGGAGGGAAGGGGCUGCCAAAGCUCCUGCAGUCGCGUCCCAGCCCCGGGUCCCAGGCCCCCUUGAGAUCUCUCUUUCCCCUGUUCUGCAGGUUCGCUUGCGGCGCCAUGGCUCAGAGGGCCUUUCCGAAUCCUUAUGCCGAUUAUAACAAGUCGCUGGCCGAAAACUACUUUGAUUCUACUGGGAGGCUGACUCCUGAGUUCUCCCAUCGCUUGACCAAUAAGAUUCGGGAGCUCCUUCAGCAAAUGGAGAGAGGCCUAAAGUCUGCAGACCCUCGGGACGGCACUGGGUACACCGGCUGGGCAGGCAUUGCUGUGCUUUACCUGCACCUCCACAAUGUGUUUGGGGACCCAGCCUAUCUACAGAUGGCUCACAGCUACGUAAAGCAAAGCCUAAACUGUCUGAGCAGGCGUUCCAUCACCUUCCUGUGUGGCGAUGCAGGUCCCCUGGCUGUGGCUGCUGUGCUGUACCACAAGAUGAACAGUGAGAAGCAGGCAGAGGAUUGCAUCACACGGCUCAUUCACCUAAAUAAGAUUGAUCCCCACGUACCAAAUGAAAUGCUCUAUGGCCGCAUAGGCUACAUCUUUGCUCUGCUUUUUGUCAAUAAGAACUUUGGAGAGGAGAAGAUUCCUCAGAGCCAUAUUCAGCAGAUUUGUGAAACCAUCUUAACCUCUGGGGAAAACCUAUCUAGAAAGAGAAACUUCGCAACAAAGUCUCCACUGAUGUAUGAGUGGUACCAGGAAUAUUACGUGGGGGCUGCUCAUGGCUUGGCGGGCAUUUAUUACUACCUGAUGCAGCCCAGCCUUCAGGUGAACCAAGGAAAGUUGCAUAGUUUGGUGAAGCCCAGUGUAGACUUUGUCUGCCGGCUGAAGUUUCCUUCCGGCAAUUACCCUCCAUGUUUGGAUGAUACCAGAGACCUGCUUGUCCACUGGUGCCACGGUGCUCCUGGGGUCAUCUAUAUGCUCAUCCAAGCAUACAAGGUGUUCAAAGAGGAGCGUUACCUGUGUGAUGCCCAGCAGUGUGCUGACGUGAUCUGGCAAUAUGGGCUACUGAAGAAAGGCUAUGGGUUGUGCCAUGGUGCUGCAGGGAAUGCCUACGCUUUCCUGGCACUCUAUAACCUCACACAGGAUGUGAAGUAUCUGUACAGGGCCUGCAAGUUUGCUGAAUGGUGCUUAGACUACGGGGAACACGGAUGCAGGACAGCGGACACCCCCUUCUCCCUCUUUGAAGGGAUGGCUGGAACAAUAUAUUUCUUGGCUGACCUGUUAGUCCCCACAAAGGCCAAGUUCCCUGCAUUUGAACUCUGAAAAGAAAGCAUGUCUCCUGCCGCUUACAGCAUGAUUCUGUGUAUUACUCUGAGCUACGCAUUUCCCUUGCUUUUGAAGGAAGCAGAAUGAAACUCUGUACUUUGAAGUAGUCGGGUUUUUAUUUCCAUAAUUUGUCUUUAGCAGUUCAGCGCCUUUUAUUGUUUACUUUUUAUUUAUAAGUGUACAUAAAGCCAUCUUAAUUGUCUUCCAAAGGGAAGGAUGGAUGACAGAACAGUAUUUUGUGGUCAUUUACAUGGUUCCCAGACGUGCAGGAAAUGUUCCUCUUACAACUUAUCAAUCAGUGUAAGCCAUGUCUGGGAGCAUGAUAUCCCAUCUCCUGGGGAGAGAGGCAGGGGGAUCAUAAGUUCAAGGCCAACCUCGGCAACUUAGUGAGACCCUUUUUCAAAGUAAAGAAGAGGAGAGACCUGGCAUAUAGCUGAGUGGUAGAACACUUUCCUAGCAUGCAGAAGAGCCCUGGGUUCUGCCCCAACACAGAUACACACAGUGCACACACAGGCUCAGUGCAAGUGGACAGAUAACAUGUAGAUGGCUGUUGCUGGGUACUGCCUUCCAUCUCUUCUGUUGAGCACUCCUCCUCCACAGAGAGUAGUUCUGGGACUGGGUUCUCUCAAGUGGUGAGCAAAGGGGACAAAAAAAAAAUGUAGCCUAUGCUUCUGGAAGAAAAACUGCAAGAGUUAUAGACUAGAUUUUGGGCCUAAAUGUCAUUUUUAAAUUCCUAGUUUCUGUCUGAACUAGAAAUACCACUUAAUAAGCCACACAGGCCCUAUCUACCAGCAACAUCAUCAAAAUGGUUGUGAUGCACAUUCUGAUCUGAAAGUUUAUUCACAAAUAACAGUUCCUUGGUUUGUCUUAUAUUUCAGAAAUGUUUAUUUGAAAAGUUGUUUGUCCUUCAGUAUUCAUAUGAGAUCUAGAAGUAGAUUUUCUGAGUGAAUUUGCUGAGAUAGGAUUCCAACCUGACCUUUGGCUGACCUUGAGACGUUUGGCUCAGAUUUGACUUGCUUUUCGCUGACUGCCUGAGUGAAUGCCACAUGUCAUCACCUUCUGUCAAUUGAUUUGAACAUUGAUCUCUUCAUUAAAUAGUACAAAAUCUAAUUCUGCGUACAAAGAGCGUGGAAAGGGAGCUGCUCUAACCAGUAGCUUCUAAGAAAACACAGCUCUUGACAAGUAUUUAGCUGGAAUGGGAUGUGACUGCCUUCAUGGUUGUAACAAAUGGCAGUUUGCGUAUCCCAAGAGCAAGUGUCCUUGAGAUUCUGAGACCACCUGGAAGUCAGGUUUGUUUGCACGUUGUUUGAAGACUCCCUGGGGCUUCAGCCUCUGAACAGAUGCCUGUUGGCUCUUUAGCUCCUCCCUCCUUUCCUUGAUAUCAAAGGCCUAUCCAGACUCUGUAACUGACGUGGUAACAUUCUCCAGUUUUAAAACAACAGGGUCUAAGAUUUAUUUAAUGUGCUAUUUGUGGCUCUUUUGGUCAUGCUAUUUUUAUUGGAAAUCAAAUCCCCAUGGAGUGUAUCCUGGUUGCUAUAAGGAGUAAUCUCUUGUUAUUUUCUAUUUCGUACCAAGUUAGCUAAUAUAUGGAAUUUUCUGGCCCUUAUAGGGUGCCUACAAUAGGAUCCAAAGAGCAGCCCAGCGCUCAAUUUCUUGGAUUGAAUUGGUCCUUCUCUGACCCCUGUGCAUCAGGGACUUGUGCGUCCUCAUCCUCAGAAGUUGUGUGUAGACUGCCAGGUGAAGGCCAUGUUUCAAUUAUAUCAAUAUUUAUAAGUCCCUCAUAGGUAGCAAAGUGCAUCUGUUUGGCUGGGUGUCCAGCCUUAGAAAAGAAAGCCCACUUUGUUUAGAUAAAUGGCUUAUUAUAUUCUGCCUGUACUUUACUAUAGAUACUUAUUAAAGAAAAAGAGGAAGUGUUUUGGUCAGCCAGGAGACUUGGUCACAGUGCUUCCCCAGACAUCCUGAUGAAUGUCACCUCCUGCAUGUUGUUACCUGUGAACAGACUCGUGAACACCAUUCAGCUCUCUUCACUGUAGCAUUUUAGAAACUCCUUACACUGACAGUGUUUAGACCGCUGUUGACUAAUGGUUAAGAGCUAGGAGAGCUUUCUAAGGGUCUUAAACUCAGGUGGAAUACAAGGCUGACACCCACGCCCCUCCUCGGGUAGAGGCCACAAGAACCGUUUCCAUUCAGGUGUCAUGCAGACAUGGUUGCUUUUGUUCUUUUGCAUUUUUCCCUCAGAGGUUUUUCUUCAUGGUUUCAAAACCUUCCGGUGGCUGCUUCGGAAAACUCAGUGGCAUUGUUCAUCUCCAUCCAGAGACUGGAUGCUAAGGUGUUCCGAGCCUGCCAGGCACUCUAUUUAUCCCCUUUUCUGCCCUGAACUUGAAUCGUAUCACAUGUCAGCAUUGAUGUGGCCAUCUCCAUAGAUCCCACCAGGAGUCCAUUUCAUACCAGCUGUCGGUCUUCCAUCCUCAGAGCCAUCUGGUUCCCUUAGCCUCGUCCUGUCCUGCCUGUAUCAGGGCAGAAAGCCCCCCUCAGAUUGAAGAGGAUCUAGUAUUUUUUUUCUCCUUCCCUGUUUCUCUAAGUAACAGAGUUGCAGCACUCUAUUCCUGUGUCCUCAGGUCAAUAUGUAUCUAGAUUACUGGGCCUAAUUUUGAAAUAAGUAGUGUAAGUGGGAACUUUCACUUCUAUCCUCCUUAGGCUCCAAGAACUCAGGGUUAGUCCCCUGCUUACUUGCUUACUCCAGUUCCUUUCUUUUUUGCUUCCUCAAAACAGGUCAGAGCAGGUUUCUGAGGGCUCCAUACUGCUGGGCCAUAGAAAACCGUUUACAUCUGGUGAACAGGAGUCAGUGAAGGGGGCAUUGAGAAAUCACCCCAAGGUUCAUUGCCACUAAACUGGGAAGGGCUGGUUUCAUAUCUAUCUGUAUGUUAUGGGAGGGAUUAAAUUCACUGGUCUUCAAUAAAAUGUUAUUAGGCCUGA
This is a messenger RNA of Mus pahari (shrew mouse), 4475 nucleotides long. RefSeq names its product LanC like 1 (gene Lancl1). Gene Ontology annotation, cellular component: plasma membrane. Gene Ontology annotation, biological process: carbohydrate metabolic process; peptide modification. The transcript has 9 exons. Bases 297 to 1496 code for a protein of 399 amino acids. NCBI's taxonomy places the organism in Eukaryota, Metazoa, Chordata, Mammalia, Rodentia, Muridae. The record is from RefSeq and is a predicted model, not a curated record.